AUGGCACCCGUAGCUCUGAGAAAGCUGACGUCGAUGCAGGCGGCCCGCGAGGCUGAAAUAAAAAGCAUCCACGAGCGAUUGAUUGCGAAGCCACGUGAGUCACUUACGAGAGACAUUGUGAAGGCCCGACUCGAUGCCAUCAAGGAGGUAUGGACUGAGGCGCGAAAAACCAACGCGGAUAUAGUCAUUCGAGACGAUGUUGAGGCGGACGCGUACAUCACGGAUAAAUGGUUCGAGCGUAUGCAGGGCGUGUAUGAGGGUGCUUUGGACGAGAUGCUUAUGAUGCUUGCCCCUUUCGAAAAGGACGCUGAUAGCAGCAUUUCAGAUGCGGGCUCUGAGUCGCGUGUCGCGAGGCUGCCUCGACUACCGCUGCCUACCUUUUCGGGCGCAUACGAAGAAUGGGCGAGCUUCUGCGAUUUAUUCACUUCGCUGGUGCAUAAUGACUCCCGCUUAUCAGACGCCACGAAGCUUCAAUACUUGAAGUUGUGCUUGACGGGCGGGGCCGCGGAGCUCAUCAGGGACGUGUCGACAACGAACGCGAAUUACGUGGGUACAUGGAAAGCGUUGAGGACUCGGUACAAUAACCCGCGCUUAAUAGUCAACAAGCUACUUAGGUCAUUCAUGGAGAUUCCGAGUAUGAGAGUAGAGUCGGCGACUGCCAUGCGAGCGUUCGUGGAUGAAUCGCAGCGUAUUGUUCGGGCUUUGGAAAACUUACAAUUGCCAGUCAGGCACUGGGACGUGUGGCUAGUAUUUUUGCUGGCUGAUCGGUUGGAUGCGGAGUCACGAAAAUUGUGGGAGGCCGAGCUCAGCGCUAGAGAUUUGGAGGAUAGCGCAGACGGGAGCCCUGACGGGCCGGAUGCCCUUAAUUCUCAGCCGAAGUAUUCUGAUUUAGUUCGAUUUUUGGAAAAGAGAGCCCAGGCUCUUGGCAUGAUUUCGACGGAUAGAAAGGCGGAAAAGAGACCGGUGUCUGGCUCGGCACCGGCACAGGCUCGGAAAGUUUUUCACGCGGGCGCGACUCAGCAAUCUGCUUCUUCGAGGUGCCUCUUGUGCUCGGGAGCGCACCCACUGUGGAAGUGCACUAAAAUGAAGGAGAAGGCUCCGCAUGACCGAUACUCGACGGCGCGUCGGCUACAGGCCUGCUUUAAUUGCCUCGGGUCGCAUAAGGCUAACGCGUGCCCUUCUUCGGGGCGUUGUACCAGUUGCGGAGGCAAGCACCACUCGAUGCUUCACCUCAAGCCUCCAGGAAAAUCUGAACGGCAGAACUCGAGUGGUUCACAGCAGCAGGGAUCGGGCGGCGGUCAGGGCGUGGGGUCCAGGGUCGGCGCGGCUGCUGUAGCGUUGCAUGCGUCCGCGAUUGCGACGUUGAGUCGCGGAGUCCUUUUGGCUACUGCUCGAGUGACGGUGGUGGGUCCAGCUGGAGAUAGCACCGUCGUUUGCGCCCUUUUGGAUCAGGGCUCCGAGGCGUCCUUCGUAUCAGAGUCGGUCGUGCAGUUGUUAGGCCUUUCGAAGGAGCGUGUUUGUGUCGCUUUGAGCGGCCUGGGCACCAGUUCGGUGGGUAUUGCGCGUGCGACCACGGAACUUGUUUUGAAAUCAUCGACCGAUGAGGGCUUCGCGAUUCGGACAAGCGCGUUUGUCCUCCCUCGUCUCACUACGCAGCUCCCGGCAAAGAAUAUCACUGAUUUAGACUUGAGACGCUUCACCGGGUUUAAGCUCGCUGAUCCGGAAUUUUUCAUUUCAAAGAAAAUCGACCUCAUUCUGGGUGCCGAUGUUUAUGGGCAGUUGCUCCGACCGGGCUUGGAAAGAUUGGUUCCUUCACGGAUCGUCAUGCAAAAUACGGCAUUUGGAUGGAUUGUCUCGGGUGGGUUGCAUGAGGAGCGCUCACGGCGGGCGGAGCAAGCUGACUCUCGAGUGUAUGUACAGGCGCUGCACUGCGCUGCGUCGGAUGAGUUGGAACGGUCACUAAAGCGAUUUUGGGAGCUCGAGGACUUACCGGUGACGCAGGUUAAAAUGAAGCUCGAGGACGAGGCUUGCGAGAAAAUAUUCAAAGAGACGCAUGGGCGCGACGCGGAUGGAAGAUAUGUCGUGCGGCUGCCAUGGAAGGCAGAUUUACCGUCUGGAGCGGCUGAAACAAGGCGGAUGGCCGUUGGCUCCCUUUCUUCCAUGUACCGUCGGUUUGCGCGCGAUCCCCAAUUGGCGCAUAGUUAUCAACAAUUCAUGACGGAUUAUGAGCGACUGGGCCAUAUGACACGGGUUCCGGACUCUGAGGUGCGCGAGGAUAAAGCGUGGUAUUUGCCUCACCAUGCCGUGGUGCAGUCAACGACGGCUGAUUGGAAGCUGAGGGUAGUCUUCGACGCAUCGCGGCGAACUCGGGAUGGCCUUUGCCUUAACGGAUUUCUGCACACGGGUGCUCCACUCCAACGAGACCUCUCGCUAGUUUUACUCAAUUGGCGGCGUUAUUUGUACGUGUUUACCGCGGAUAUAGUUAAAAUGUUUCGACAGAUCCGCGUGAAGCCGGAGGACCAGGAUCGACAGAGAAUUGUGUGGGCGCCUAACCCGGACUCUGUCCCACGAGAUUACCGCUUAACUACGGUCACGUACGGCACGGCAUGCGCGCCCUUUUUGGCGAUACGAACUCUGUUACAAUUGACCGAGGAUGAGGGCUCGCGGUUUCCGCUGGGAGCGGCAUGUCUCAGCACUGAAACAUACGUCGACGACACGUUCGCCGGGGCCGAUGAACUGACGGACGCGCUGCAAAAAAGGAACGAGCUCGUUAAGCUGCUGGGUUGCGCCGGGAUAUCACUAGAUAAAUGGGCCGCAAAUCACCCAGAGCUUAUCCCUCCUCGACUAGCGCAGGAGGACGUAAAACAAAUCGACGAGGACCAGUCAGUAAAAACACUCGGCGUGCAUUGGAGUCCGGCUCACGAUCAAUUUAGAUUUAGUUGUAGAGACGUCGCAGAAUUGUCAGCUGCCUCCACGAAGCGGACGGUUCUCUCAAACAUUGCUCGACUAUUCGAUCCGCUUGGCUGGCUGUCCCCGGUGACAGUAGGAGCGAAAAUCUUAAUGCAGGAUCUGUGGAUUCAAAAAUGCGAUUGGGAUUCUCCUCUACCGGCGGAGAUUCGCGAGCGUUGGUACGAAUACUGCAAGUCAUUGGCCAAUCUGCCGUCGCUGGCAGUCGACAGAUGGUUGGGCGUUGCAGGUAAUUGCUCAUUACAAAUUCACGGAUUCUCUGACGCGUCAUCGCGGGCCUUCGCGGCCGCCGUAUAUCUGCGCGUGGAUGGAGGGGACCGACAUAUUAAGGUGUCACUGUUAGCCGCAAAGACGAAGGUCGCUCCGGUAAAGACCGUCAGUAUACCGAACUUAGAGCUUUGCGGCGCCGCUCUGCUUGUUAGGUUGAUUGGCCACUUGAUGAAACUGGACUUUCUUAAAACAGCUCCGGUCUUCGCUUGGUCCGACAGCCAGAUUGUGCUUAUGUGGCUGCGCAGGCACCCCUGUUCUUGGAAAACCUUUGUUGCAAAUAGGGUGUCGUUCAUCCAGACGGAGUUGCCCUCUGCAACUUGGAGGCACGUGCCGACAAAGGAAAAUCCGGCUGACUUGGCGACACGAGGAGCCGAUCCUAUAGAGUUGGCGGAGAAUGGGCAGUGGUGGCACGGGCCUCGAUGGCUCGCUGAGGCUCCGGAGCAGUGGCCGGAGGCAGCGGAAAGUCGCCGAGUCGCUCACGUUCGUCAGUUGCCGUCCGAGUCGGAUUUGUUGACGAGAUUUUCUUCGCUGACCCGUUUAAUUCGCGUAGUCGCAUACUGCAGGCGUCCAAUGCUCAUACUGCGUGGGCGUAAAAAGAAGAUGGAGCCAUUCCCACCGUUUCUUACGGCAUCCGAGUUGGCGGAUUCGCGUAAAAGUGUCAUCAAACUAUCACAGGAUAGUAGCUUCGCCGGUGAGUUAAAAUUGCUGAGAGAGGGCAAGAGCUUGCCGAAACGCGGUCGACUUAGUAAGCUUAACCCUUUUCUUGACAGAGAUGGUAUUUUGCGCGUGGGAGGGCGACUGGAACAUUCGACUCUUUCUUUCGAGAGCAAGCACCCGUCGAUUUUGGCGCAAAACUCCAAUCUCAGCCUUUUAUUUACGCGUUAUGCUCAUCAACAUUGCCUGCAUGGUGGCCCCACCUUGACUUCCAGCCUGUUAAUGCAGCACGUUUGGAUCUUGGGUAGAAAUAAGUUGGUAAAGACGGUAGUCCGUAAAUGUCUGAUCUGUCAGCGCGUCAAACCACAGUCGACCCAGCAAUUAAUGGGGGAGCUUCCAGCAGAUCGAGUCACCGCGGGCAGGCCGUUUUUAGUGACAGGAUUGGAUUACGCGGGUCCGAUUCAAGUACGUGCCACAAAGGGCCGCGGGCACAAGUCAUAUAAGGGGUACAUUGUCGUUUUUGUGUGCUUUUCUACGCGGGCCAUACAUCUCGAGCUUGUCAGCGAUCUUACAUCGGCUUCCUUCCUCAGCGCUUAUCGUCGGUUUGUGGGUAGGCGUGGAGUCUGCCGAAAGCUCUACAGCGACAACGCAACUAAUUUUCAUGGAGCAGACACAGAGCUAGCAUCAAUGUUUCAGCGCGCGUCUGAAUUUUAUAAUAAACUCGCCCCUGUUCUCGCGAACGAUGGGACGGACUGGAAUUUCAUACCCCCGAGCGCCCCACAUUACGGCGGGUUGUGGGAAGCAGGAGUUAAAUCGGUAAAACAUCACCUAAAAAGGGUGGUGGGCGAGCACAUGCUCACCUUUGAGGAGUUGUCGACGGUCCUGGUGGAGAUUGAGGCGUGUCUCAAUUCACGGCCGUUGGGAGCUUUGAGCGCGGACGUGGACGACUUGCAGGCGCUGACCCCCUCUCAUUUUUUGCAUGGGUGUGCUUCGACCCUGCUUCCUGAUGCCAAUCUGACGGAUGUCCCGCAGAAUCGACUGGACCGCUAUCAAUUGCUCCAGAGGAUCCGAAACUUGUUUUGGAAGCGUUGGUCGUCCGAAUACCUGCUUCAUUUGCAACAGCGAGAGAAAUGGAGAGAGCCGACGGAAAACUUCUGUGUAGGAAGGCUGGUUCUCGUGAAAGACGAUCGUUACCCCCCGUCAAAAUGGCCCUUAGGCAGAGUAACUGACGUCCACCCGGGCCCGGACGGUCUCGUGAGAGUGGUCACGGUGAAGACGGCCACGACGUCGCUUCGUCGUCAUGUGGCUCGUUGCCACGGAUAUAAGCCACAACUUCAUCCAAAUGUAACUGAGUUGGAGAUAAAGGAGGGAGCAGCCCUAGAAAUUAAGUGCACGAGCAAUAGCCAUGUACAGUUUUUUUAUCCAGGUCGCUAUUGGCUUCAAGGUGUAAUAUCGUCUGAUUAUGAAAUUUAUCCAAAAGAAAUGAGCACCAAUAAAACUUUUUUAAGAAAAUCAGUUGUCAUUGGAGAUGCUGGUUGGUAUGGUUGUGCUGAUGUAAACAAGACCUUCACAUCAAAAACAAUUAAAGGCUUUAAUGACCAAAGCAUAAGUUGGAUUUACGUUUACGUUAAUUCUAAAAAAAGUGCCUUUAUAAAACCAGUUUGGUUUUCACCCCAGGCUGUAGGAUGCAGUCCAUAUUAUGCCAUUAUUCCAUGCCGAACAACCUCACCCAGAAUUGAAGUUAUGCUAACGACCAGUGAUUCUGCCUCCAAAUUAACUUUCAACCAGAUACAAGUACCAGAAAUUGCAGUCAAUGAUUUAAUUAUAUCCAUCCUUGUUAUAAAUAAUGUGACCUUCGAGGACGAGGGUAAUUACACUUGUCAAGUGAGAUCUUCGUUUAAUGAAUAUCGUAGUACAAACAUGUUUAUAAAAGUAUACGAUCCAAAUAUCUCUUUCAUAAACUUAAAAGCUAGGAAUGGAAAUGAGACUCAUAAAGUUGAUGAUUUAGUGAUAUUUACAGCUUACAUUGAUGCUUAUCCACCACCAACUCUCACGUGGCUUACACCCAGUGGUACUGAGAUAGUAUUAGGUAGAAAGUUCAGAAUGCCUAAUUACAAAAGACAAUAUCCGAAGUAUCCAGAAAGCAACUUAAUGAUCGAUUUUGUUCAAUUAGAAGACCAGGGAAUUUAUACUCUUCGAGCAAAUAACAGCAAUGUAAGAAGCCACAUGUUAUAUUAA
This is a messenger RNA of Copidosoma floridanum, 6129 nucleotides long. RefSeq lists its product as uncharacterized. Lineage: Eukaryota; Metazoa; Arthropoda; Insecta; Hymenoptera; Encyrtidae. The record is from RefSeq and is a predicted model, not a curated record.